GUUUGCAGAGUGAAAAAAAAACUGUUGCUGUCAGUAAUUAUGAUAAAACAUUACGAGCUAUUUUCAACAACCAAUCUUCUCUUUGGUAAUUACUGCUAAAUGAGGCUGAUGUGUAGCUGACCUGCUGUCUGGGUCUGGGUGUGGCAGAGUUCCCCAAACACACCGACCAAUCACAAGCCUUCCUCCAACUCUUGAAUCAGGACGCAUCGCUCCUGGCUCUAAGUCCGCAGUGCGCCUGCCAAACUUUUCCACCACCAACUUUGGGAACUUCUCUCCGACUGGACGAUGCAUGUUUGCGCUCCGUGACUUAAAGUUAUGAGCUUUCUGAAUUGGGAUUAGAUUUUGGAGCCAAAGUAAAGGAAAGCAUGUCUGCUCGCGGAGACUCCAAAGACGAGUUUUCCACAGACGAGGAUGUGGAACCGACGCGCCACAAGAAGCGCACGGCGCAGGUGUCCCGUCUGCCCUUCAGCGUCGAGGCUCUGAUGUCGGACAGAAGGCCGCUGGCUGCGACGCACGAACAGGAGGGAAGCUACGAUUUGGAUGCCUACGGGGCGCACAAGUUGGAUGAGUUUUCCCAACAGUUACUAUCUAUUAAAUCAGAGCUGUCGGAACAAGGAGGAAGUCCGUCUUGGAUAUCCAGCUGCAUAAAAAUGUCCACACCACUCCGGCAGGUCAGUCCAGCAGUCUGCUCCUUAAGGAAGCACAAAACCAACCGUAAGCCUCGCACUCCCUUCACCACGAUGCAGCUCAUGGCCCUGGAGAGGAAAUUCUGUCAGAAGCAGUACCUGUCCAUUGCAGAGCGGGCCGAGUUCUCCUCCUCCCUGUCACUGUCUGAGACACAGGUGAAGAUCUGGUUCCAAAACCGUAGAGCCAAAGCCAAAAGGCUUCAGGAGGCCGAGGUAGAGAAACUGAAAAUUGCAGCUGGGUCCAAAGCUGUGUUCUACCCGGGCUUCUCGUCUUUAGGUUUACCCCUCAGCGGUAACAUGCAGGCUGGUUCAGCAGCAGCAGCACUCUAUGGACUGGGUAGCUCAUACAGCCGCACCCCCAUUCAUCCCGCUGCACAUCUGGCCAUGUAUGCUUCACAUGUUGGCUACAGCAUGUUCCACCUCUCCUGAGACGGAGCAGACGUGCAGAGUGUGUUUAAAAAGGAAUGACAAGAGUGUAUCAUUAAAUCAUGUACCUUAUGAAAAACUUGUCGGCAAAGGACCUGAGGAGGAGUGGAAGCUUCAUGCUCUUUACUUGUCUUGAGAUACACGAACAAUUUAAAAAUAGUCCUAUUUUUUGCAGGAGACUCUGGAAGGACCAAGAAUACAAGACCCAGAAGAUCCUUCUUUGUUGUCUGCAAACAUAUUGUCCUAAAUACCAGCCUUUUGAUUUGUCUUCUGCUCAUUUUGUUCCUGAAUGAUUCAAGUGUAUUUUUCACCCAUUAAUCUUGACUAUGCAGGGAUAUUUCAUAAUCCAGUCAGAAUAAUAAGAGGCUGCAAAUGAAGAAGUUUUCCCAAGUUUGCCAUGAUCCCAAAGGACAUAUAUUUAUUUGUGAUAACACUUAGAUUCAUAUUUUUCAUGAUGCAUAUCUACAUUUUUAAAGGUUAAUAUUUCACAUGUAUAAUAUUAAACUGACACUUUCAAACAAC
This is a messenger RNA of Amphiprion ocellaris (clown anemonefish), 1634 nucleotides long. Its product is annotated as homeobox protein MSX-2-like. Gene Ontology annotation, cellular component: nucleus. Lineage: Eukaryota; Metazoa; Chordata; Actinopteri; Pomacentridae. Gene Ontology annotation, biological process: regulation of transcription by RNA polymerase II; embryonic morphogenesis. The transcript has 2 exons. The record is from RefSeq and is a predicted model, not a curated record. Gene Ontology annotation, molecular function: DNA-binding transcription factor activity, RNA polymerase II-specific; RNA polymerase II transcription regulatory region sequence-specific DNA binding. Bases 366 to 1115 code for a protein of 249 amino acids.